Messenger RNA from Hipposideros armiger (great roundleaf bat), 2396 nucleotides. RefSeq names its product transformer 2 alpha homolog (gene TRA2A). The coding region runs from base 809 to 1483 and encodes 224 amino acids. Lineage: Eukaryota; Metazoa; Chordata; Mammalia; Chiroptera; Hipposideridae. The record is from RefSeq and is a predicted model, not a curated record. The transcript has 10 exons. Gene Ontology annotation, molecular function: RNA binding.
UGGAGAGGCCAGAAGGUUUCUGGCGGCGACGGCGCCAUCUUGCCGGAGCCUGAGACCGAGUGGGAGUGGAGUGUAGCGGCCGUUGUUGCCGACUCUUUCCUUCUCCCCACGGUCCAGUCAGCGGGUUGGUUAGGCCAUAGGCCCUCAAGCCGAGACUUGUCUUUUGUUUAAUUCUGGGGAGCGCCUGGCCGACAUGAGUGAUGUAGAGGAGAACAACUUCGAGGGCAGAGUUAAUGUUCGUGAAGAAAUUGAAGAGUUUUUUCCAAGAAUGUGGAAGAUAAAUCAAGAUAAAAGAAGGCUAAUGAAAAGUAUUAAAGAUCAGAAAAUUAAAAUUGAAUGGGGGAAAAAAUUGAACAGAAGAUUGGUCAGAUAGAAGCACUUGAAUAUUUUUUUAAGGCUAUUUUGAAUUGUUUGAAUUGGGGAAGAAUACACGAAGUAUGAAAAAUGAAAAACUCAAUGAAGAAUGAAGAGAAGUAGAAAGCAAGAGUGAAGUAGAAUUAAAAGAAUCUGGAAGAAUGAAUGGGUCCUAGGUUAAGUAAAUGAGUCUCGCUCUCAGUCAAAAUCUCCAACUGGAACUCCUGCUCGUGUAAAAUCGGAGAGCAGGUCAGGAUCUCGGAGUCCAUCAAGGGUUUCCAAACAUUCUGAAUCCCAUUCUCGAUCAAGAUCAAAAUCCAGGUCAAGGUCAAGGAGGCAUUCUCACAGACGUUACACUCGAUCCAGAUCCCAUUCUCACUCUCAUAGGAGACGGUCUCGAAGUAGGUCAUACACACCAGAAUACCGGCGUCGAAGGAGCCGAAGUCAUUCUCCAAUGUCUAACCGGAGAAGACAUACAGGCAGCAGGGCGAACCCAGAUCCCAACACCUGUCUUGGAGUGUUUGGCCUCAGUUUGUACACAACAGAGAGAGAUCUUCGUGAAGUAUUUUCACGGUAUGGACCAUUGAGUGGCGUCAAUGUGGUUUAUGAUCAGCGAACUGGACGGUCAAGAGGAUUUGCUUUUGUUUAUUUUGAGAGAAUAGAUGACUCAAAGGAGGCUAUGGAAAGGGCUAAUGGAAUGGAGCUGGACGGUAGAAGAAUUCGUGUGGAUUAUUCUAUCACCAAGAGAGCACAUACACCUACCCCAGGCAUCUACAUGGGCAGACCAACUCAUUGUCCCUCAGUGUCCACCAGGGAUUGGUUCCAGGACCCCUUGGAUACCAAAAUACAAAGAUGCUCAAGUGCCCUGUGUGACAUGGCAUGGAUCGAUGCAUACAGCCAGCCCUCCAGACUCCCAACCAUAGAUCAAAAACAGUACAGCAGUGGCGGCGGAGGAGGCGGAGGUGGGGGCGGCAGGCGUCGCGACUCUUACUAUGAGAGAGGCUAUGAACGUGGUUACGACAGAUACGAAGACUAUGAUUACCGGUACAGAAGAAGAUCACCUUCUCCUUACUAUAGUCGGUACAGAUCACGAUCAAGAUCUCGUUCCUAUAGCCCAAGACGCUAUUGAUAAACAGAAUGGUUGCAGUUGAGGACAUCUUUUUCUUUUCUCUCUUUUUUGUUGUUUAAUUCUGGAUUUCCCUGAGCUUCUGAUCUUUCCUACAUCUUGAAAAGAACCCUUAAAAAAAUCUUUGGUUUAUUUAGCAUCUACACUUUGUCCAUCGGAGUGCUGUUUUCUGCCCCUUUUAUUAUACUCUUAAAGAUGUAAUUGUCAUUUGGAGUGGUUAAACAUCUUGAGUAAAAAAGGAACUCCCAGUGUUAUGCUUUGUAAAUGGUGUGUUGUUUGGGGUUUGUUUUUUAUUUUUUUAGGGUUUUUUUUUUUCUUUUAUUGAAAAUAAACUCCUGGCUAAUCAGAUGAGGAAAGAAAUGGUCUUUUUAAAGCUUCUUUUGUGUUAGAUACUGUAUUGGACACUGUAUUAGAAAUCUGCAUUUACAGUGAACUGCUUUUUUAACUUUCUUUUGGGGAAGAUAGUAACACAUAAAGUAGUUCAGUCAUGUCAAGUUUGUCAGGGGUGGCAUGAAACAGUCAAAUAGUUGAGUGUAGAAACUUUGAAGCUAUAAACGAAAAGUUGGUCAUUUCUUUUGAAAAAUUGAAUUUUUGAACCUUAAAAAUUAUGUCAUUCUUUUAAAAAUGGAAAGUUUGUGGACACCUAUAAGACAUAUUGUAUUUAAAAUACAUCUGUUAAAACUUAAACUUAAAAGUGUGGUUUUUGUAUUGAAUAUAUUGAAGUUUUAAGUACUCCCUUAACCAGUGAAGGACAACCUUUAUUAUUUAUUACUUAGAGCAAUUGUAUACUUUGCUGUUAGAAAUUUUGGUGUUAGGACAAUGGUUAAGCAGGCUGUUGUAUAGUAUAGAGUCCUUAGAGGAUAUGUGUGGGGAAAAGUAGUCUCCUUUCAAAUAAAAGUUAAUUUCUUUGAAAAUA